AUGGCUGUGAGCGUGGUGCGUCCAUCAGAGUGGGCUGCGGCCGGGAUAUCUCGAAGAACCACAGAUUAUAUAAUCAAUGGUGUUGUUCUAGCGCCCAGCGGUUACGUCUACGUACCCCCAGCUCCGUCCAAGCAGCUCACCAUAGAUCUGCAAGUUUCGGUCACCGAGUGCACCAGCUGGCAGGAGGUGCUCGCCGUCGUCGACAGCUUUGGGGACAUCUUCGACUUCCGCAACACCUCAACUGCCAUACAUCGAGUUGCCAGGUUCAGUUUCAACGCUGGAGAAACCCAGCUGGUCCUUGCAGACUGGCGCUUUCCGCGCUUGUUGCAGCUGAUCUGGGCCAAGUGUAGCGACCUAUCGCCAUGGGGUCUCUCUGACGCCACCUGGGGCCUCGCGAAGCUCCAGUGCCGCAACGAGGAUAUAUUCCGCCGCCUGUCUGCGCGCGCCCGGCACCUGAUCAAGGAGAUAGAUCCUCAGGGAUUGUCGCUGAUCGCGUGGUCAUUCGCCACCGUGGGUCUUCGGGACGAUGAACUCAUGGCGGCAAUCGCUGACGAAUCGCAACGCAAGCUUGAUACAUUCGGCGCGCAGAACAUUGCUAAUCUUAUUUGGGCCACCGCUACCGCCGGUAUUAAAGCCGAUGCUUUGCACGCUGCGCUUGUGAAGGAGUCGCUGCGACGCUUGAGCGAUUUCACUUCGCAAGAAUUGGCUAUCGUGAAUUGGUCUCUCACGAAGCUGGCAUACCCUGUCGACGAUGUGUGGCGCACAGCGUUCCGAAACCGGGUCAUGCAGCUCAAGGAAUAUGCUCCGUCUGAGGUUUCUAUGAUUGCGUGGGCCUUGGCUACCCGUGGUGAUUACGACCCUGAGUUGAUGGCAUACAUUGCCCGUCGGUCCAUUGAGCUCAUGCGCUCAUUCACAGGCCAAAAUCUGGCCACAGUCAUUUGGGCGAUGGCUACUGUUUCUUAUCCAGAUGACCCUUCUGUGGACGAAUUCUUAAGGAUGGCUUUGGGCGCAAUUAUUGCCCGCUCUGGCGAAUUCCAGCCGCUCAAUAUUGCACUGAUCUCAUGGGGACUGGCAAAGUUAUCCUACCAAGCAGAAGUUGCUUUCGAGGCAUUGUGCGCUGCCGCGGUUGAACAGAUGAACAAUUUUGUGCCACAGAAUUUGGUCCAGCUGGUCUGGGCCUGUGCUACCAACGGUUACAAGAACGACUCGUUUUUGGCCGCUGCUGGCCGUGUAGCAAAGUUGCGGAUGGACGAUUUCUCAUCACAGCACUUGUCGAAUCUGCUUUGGGCAUAUGCUCGACUCGGGUACGAUGAAGACCAUGGGCUGCUUCGGGCCAUUGGCCAUGCUGCUGUGAGAAGGAUGCAUGAGGGAACGCCGCAGCAUCUGUCCAAUAUGGCCUGGGCAAUCAGCCAGCUUGGCCCGGAGCACUUCACGGAGUGCCUCUCAAAGAUCGUUGCCGAGACUGCUGCAAGACUGGUGGAGUUUGACCCACCCUCGCUGAUGAUGCUGAGCGACUCACUGUUUGAAGCCAAUUACGGCAGGGGCCAGCACGAGCCGUUGUUGGAUAUUCUGCGAGGAUUCGACAUGUGGUAA
Messenger RNA from Prorocentrum cordatum, 1593 nucleotides. NCBI's taxonomy places the organism in Eukaryota, Dinophyceae, Prorocentrales, Prorocentraceae. The record is from the annotation of a GenBank genome assembly.